AAUUAUUUUUAUUUUAUUUGUUAUUUUUCAUACUUUCUAGUACUAUAUAAGUACCUAACCACAUAAACAUCUCUUACUAAUUCCUCUACUUUCAAAUCUUCCAAAAAGAAACAAAAGGGUUUAAUUGUGAGAGAAAAGAAAACAAGAAGAUGAUGAAGUUGAAGUCAAAGAGGUUUUGUAGAAGCAUUUCAAAGCUUGGUAUUGGAAACAAAGUAGCAACUUCCACAAUUAAUGAUCCAAAGGAUUGUGGUGAAAUCAAAUGGGAACUUAGGCCUGGUGGCAUGCUUGUACAAAAAAGAGAGAACAACAAAAGUGUUGGGGAAAUUAUCACAAUUAGAGUCUCAACUGUCUCAAAGUGGCAUGAUAUUUCUAUUGAGGAAACUUCAACUUUUGGAGAAUUGAAAAUGGUUUUGUCACUUGUAACAAAUCUUGAGCCAAGAGAACAGAGGCUUCUCUAUAGAGGUAAAGAGAGAGAUGACAAUGAAUUUCUUCACAUGAUUGGUGUUAGAGACAAAGACAAGGUUCUACUGCUAGAAGAUCCAGCUAUCAAGGAAAUGAAGCUACUUGGUUUGGCAAGAGGACAAUCUAUUAACAAUCCUUGUCCUACAAUCCGUGUAUAAUAUCUACCGUCUGAUUUUAAUCGAACAAUCACUAAUAUCUUAAAUAUGUGAAUAUGAGAUCUCCUGAUGGAUCCGAAUUCAUGAUUCACUCAAGCUAAUUUCUUAAACUCUUAAUUAGUACUAACAAGAAAAGAACAAAAGUGAUGUUAAGUUUAAUGU
Molecule: messenger RNA, 779 nt
Organism: Trifolium pratense (red clover)
Lineage: Eukaryota; Viridiplantae; Streptophyta; Magnoliopsida; Fabales; Fabaceae
Product: BAG family molecular chaperone regulator 2-like
Exons: 2
Coding region: 150-620 (156 amino acids)
Molecular function (GO): protein binding
Source: RefSeq, a predicted model, not a curated record